Molecule: messenger RNA, 2360 nt
Organism: Spodoptera litura
Lineage: Eukaryota; Metazoa; Arthropoda; Insecta; Lepidoptera; Noctuidae
Source: RefSeq, a predicted model, not a curated record
UAAUCAGUUUCUACCAGAUGUAAAUUAACUAAUAAUUUGCUCGGUACUGCGUGACAAAGUCGAUUUUGUUCUACCGUUGAAAUUCGGUAUAAUGCCGCCUUUAAAGUCGAUCAGUCUUGGUUUCUCACAUCAUACGAACGAGCACUGAGGCUCGGCACGAUGGCAGAACAAGUGAGAAAAAAUAUUUCUCUGUUGUUCUUCUGUGCUAUCAUCGUCACAAUAUGUCGAGCUGAUGACGUGUCCAAGAGUAAAUCUAAUCACACAACUACAGUUGAUCAUAACAAGAGUAAAAAUGCUUUACGGUAUGGCUACGGUGGAUCUGGUGCCAGUGCGGCGGCAGCUGCUGCUGCGAGCGGUGCAGCCGGUGGUUAUGGAGGGAUUGGCGGCGGUAUUCAAGCUGGUAUUGAAGGAGGAUUUGAAGCUGGUAUUGACGCUGGCGUGGAAGCUACCGCUGGAGCAACUGCCAGUGCUGGUAUAGGCGGAAUGAUAUCCGGCACUAUUGGUGGAUUAUUUGAAAGUAGUAUUAGUGGUGGCAUGCAAGCUGAAAUCGAGGGUGGAGUACAAGCGGGCGUUGAAGCUGGUGGGAGCGCUGGCGCUUAUGGCAUUGGCAAUUAUGGUGGUAAUGCAGCAGCUGGCGCUGCGGCUGCUGCCGCGGCAGGAGGUAGUGGUUAUAUGGGUGGAGGCUUAUAUGGUGGAGCGAGUGCUAGUUCUGCAGCAGCUGCUGCUGCAGGCGGAGGAGGUUAUUUGGGAGGGGGCUAUUAUGGUGGAGCUGAUGCCAGUGCUGCUGCGGCAGCUGGGGCAGGAGGUGGAGGUUAUUUAGGUGGUGGCUUAUAUGGUGGAGCGGCGGGCGCUAGUUCUGCAGCAGCUGCUGCUGCAGCAGGAGGUGGAGGUUAUUUAGGAGGGGGCUAUUAUGGUGGAGCUGAUGCCAGUGCUGCUGCGGCUGUUGGGGCAGGAAGUGGAGGUUAUUUAGGUGGUGGCUUAUAUGGUGGAGUGGCAGGCGCUAGUUCUGCAGCAGCAGCUGCAGGAGGUGGAGGUUAUUUAGGUGGAGGCUAUUACGGUGGAGCUGAUGCUAAUGCUGCGGCUGCUGCUGGGGCAGGAGGUGGAGGUUAUUUAGGCGGUGGCUUAUAUGGUGUAGCGGCGGGCGCCAGUUCUGCAGCGGCAGCAGCAGCUGCAGGAGGUGGAGGUUAUUUAGGUGGGGGAUAUUACGGUGGAGCAGAUGCUAGUGCUGCAGCUGCUGCUGGGGCAGGAGGUGGAGGUUAUUUAGGUGGGGACUAUUACGGUGGAGCUGAUGCUAGUGCUGCGGCUGCUGCUGGGGCAGGAGGUGGAGGUUAUUUAGGUGGAGGCUUUUAUGGUGGAGCUGAUGCUAGUGCUGCGGCUGCUGCUGGGGCAGGAGGUGGAGGAUAUUUAGGUGGAGGCUUAUAUGGUGGAGUUGACGCCAGUGCUGCGGCUGCUGCUGCGGCAGGAGGUGGCGGUUAUAUCGGUGGGGGCUUAUAUGGUGGAGCGGGCGCUAGUUCUGCAGCUGCUGCAGGGGCAGGAGGGGGAGGUUAUUUAGGAGGAGGAUACUAUGGUGGAGCGGGUGCUAGUUCUGCAGCUGCGGCAGGGGCAGGAGGUGGAGGUUACUUGAGUGGAGGUUUAUAUGGUGGAGCAAGCGCUAGUUCUGCAGCUGCUGCUGGGGCAGCAGGUGAAGGUUACUUAAGUGGGGGCUUAUAUGGUGGAGCAGGCGCUAGUUCUGCAGCUGCUGCUGGGGCAGGAGGUGGAGGUUACUUAAGCGGGGGCUUAUAUGGUGGAGCUGAUGCCAGUGCUGCGGCUGCUGCUGGAGCAGGAGGCGGCAGUUAUGUAGGUGGGGGUUUAUAUGGUGGAGCAGGCGCUAGUUCUGCAGCUGCUGCAGGGGCAGGUGGAGGUUAUGUAGGUGGCGGUAUGUAUGGUGGAGCGGGCGCCAGUUCUGCAGCAGCUGCCGGGGCAGGAGGUGGUGGUUUAUACGGUGCAGCGGGCGCUAGCUCUGCGGCUGCAGCCGGUGCUGGAGGUGGAGGUUAUCUUGGUGGGGGUAGCGCAGCUGGUGCAGCAGGCAGUGCUGGUGGCUAUACUUACACAUAUGGUUUCAAAUAAUGUGAAAAAUACGAAUAGUAAAAUACGCAUGUCUCAAGUUUAGUUUUGGGAGAAUGUAACCCGUUAAGUGAAACAACCACAAUUUUUGUUUGAAAAUAAUAUUAUGCAAGAAUGCAUGCAAAUGCAUUGAAGUUGUUUUGUGCAGCAUUAUAGAUAAUCUUAUGUGUGUUGUACAGGAACUGAUAAUUUAGACAUGCGUGAAAAGUAUGUCUAUUUUCCCGUACAGAUCGUCGAAUUGGUUGCAGUUGCAGUUU